AUGUUGUCUAUUUUUUCUGAUAUGAUUGGAAAAUGCAUGGAAAUUUUUAUGGACGAUUUUUCUAUUUUUGGUGAAUCAUUUGAUGAAUGCUUAAAUCAUUUACAGCAUGUACUUGAGAAAUGCAUAGAGAAAAAAUUAGUUUUGAGUUGGAAGAAAUCACAUUUUAUGGUUAAAGAGGGAGUUGUGUUGGGUCAUAUUGUGAGUAAAAGGGGUUUAGAGGUGGAUAGAGCAAAAAUUGAUAUUAUAUCUAAAAUGAAACCUCCAAAUUCAGUAAAACAGAUUAGAUCUUUCUUGGGUCAUGCAGGUUAUUACAGAAAAUUUAUUCAAGAUUUUUUGAAGAUUUCUAAACCUCUCACCAUGCUAUUAUCUAAAGAUGUGCCUUUUAAUUUUGAUGAAAAAUGUUUUGAGUCUUUUUCCGAAAUAAAAAGAUUACUUACUGAGGCACCCAUUUUAUAA
Messenger RNA from Spirodela intermedia, 456 nucleotides. The record is from the annotation of a GenBank genome assembly. Lineage: Eukaryota; Viridiplantae; Streptophyta; Magnoliopsida; Alismatales; Araceae.